Molecule: messenger RNA, 718 nt
Organism: Paramuricea clavata
Lineage: Eukaryota; Metazoa; Cnidaria; Anthozoa; Malacalcyonacea; Plexauridae
Source: the annotation of a GenBank genome assembly
AAUCAAACAUCAUUUUCAACUGAAACAGAUAGUUCAGACUCCUACCUGCAGAAAUGCGAUUCUCGACAUCAUCUUAACUAAUCUGCACGAGUAUUAUGAAAAACCUCUAAUAAUGCCCCCUUUUGGACUAUCCGACCACAAUACUAUCAUUUCAUCUCCAAAGGAAAGAGCUAAAGAUCUAAUCUCUAAUGGUACCACCUUUAAGCGUAAUAUUAAUCCAAGUUCCAAACGAGCCCUGGGAAGAUAUCUAAACUCGAUUGAUUGGCCUCAAAUUAUUCCAUCUACUAAUGAUUGUGAUCAGCUAUCGAACAUGUUUCAAAACAUAGUCCUUACUGGGGUUAAUAUAUUAAUGCCGAUGACACGAUCAAAGAAAUGUCCUGUCGAUGCCCCCUGGAUAACGAACCAUUUCAAAUCGCUGAUCAUUGAAAGGCAGAAAGCUUUUUCUACCUAUGGCCCUGACUCGAACAGUUUUAAAUCUCUUCGAAACCAAGUAAAUCGAGAAAGGAAAAUCUGUAAAUCAAAUUAUUAUAAACUCCGUGUACAUCAAAUGAAACAAACAGACUCCAAGGAAUGGUGGAAAGAAGUAAAGCGUUUAAGUGGAAUGGCAUCUACUAGAUCUAGUGAUAUUAGAAAUAUAAUAGAUAUUGAAAACCUCGAACAAUUAUCUGAGCAAGAAUUAGCUAACAAGAUCAAUGAAGCUUUCUUGGAUCCCUUAUCU